AUGGACUUUAAUCUUCUCUCUACACUUCAAGUCGAUAAAGACUGGAAGAAUUUAAAGACCAUUUCGUUGACUGGGAAUGACUUGUCUUCAUCAGUUAUUGAGUGUUUACAAAUGAAGCUCUCGGUGUCCACAUAUGAAGCUGAUGAGGUGUCUGAGAUUGAACAUGGGAUAUAUCUUGGCUCACUCGCAAAUGCAAGCGAUCAGUUCUUACUUGCGCGACUUGAGAUCAAAUGGAUACUUUCUGUGUGUGACGUGGUACCUUUCUAUCAAAGAAAAUAUCGCUACAAAACAAUCAAUGUAUUGGACAUGCCAGAGACUAACAUUUUGGAGUAUUUCGAUGAGGGCACUUCCUUUUUAGAAGAAGCUCAAAAGAAGGGAGAAAACGUCUUAGUUCAUUGUAUGGCCGGCGUAAGUCGAUCCGCUUCUAUCAUCGUGGCUUAUAUCAUGAAAACGAAAAAAUUAAGUCGAGACCAGGCUAUUACUUAUGUCAGAACUAAAAGGCCUAUUAUUCAGCCAAACAAUGGCUUCAUGUCUCAAUUAUAUCAAUACCAAAUGAUACUCGAAAAUAUUGAAAAUGAAAAGAAAUGUCACAAUGAAAAAGUUACAAUAAAAGAGGUAAAAACGUCAAAUAAAGGAGAAAAAAAAGAAGAUUGUCAGCUCGUAUAA
Entamoeba invadens IP1 is the source of this 666-nucleotide messenger RNA. RefSeq names its product dual specificity protein phosphatase, putative. The coding region runs from base 1 to 666 and encodes 221 amino acids. Gene Ontology annotation, cellular component: cytoplasm. The transcript has a single exon. Gene Ontology annotation, biological process: negative regulation of MAPK cascade; protein dephosphorylation. Gene Ontology annotation, molecular function: MAP kinase tyrosine/serine/threonine phosphatase activity; protein tyrosine/threonine phosphatase activity. The record is from RefSeq and is a predicted model, not a curated record. NCBI's taxonomy places the organism in Eukaryota, Evosea, Mastigamoebida, Endamoebidae.